UCAUAGGGAUUAAUAAAUAAAGCUAUGUUUUGACCAUUGACAAAAUAUCGGACCAUUGACAACAUUUGACAUAACAUAUCCGAGGUGUCCAGCAUGAGAGGUUGACGACUAAAGUUUGAUAAAACGGAGAAAAUAUUGUGUACGGGAAAAAACAAAUAUAUAGAAAGGUAGUCAUGUCUUUCCUAAAGAAUGUGUUUUCGUCAAAGCCAGAGAUAAGUACGUCCUCGCCAACAGUGUCAAAGAGUUCAAGGCUUAAUGGAAUUCUUCGUAAAGAAAGUACUUCGGAUAGCAGUAGUGUAGACACUUUCGAUUCAAGAUGCUCUAUCUGUAUAGAAACUCAAAGUGCAUACAUAUCAAAUUCUGAAAAUUCUGGUGACGAUUCAGACUCUUGUAUUGACUGUGGCAGUAAACUAGGAAAAAAUAACUCUAAAAUUAACCCUAAGAGAGUCUCAUUCAACGCACAAGUGAAAAGGCGGGUAUUUUUGUCAGACGCCAGUGAAAGGACACGUGAUAAAACAAACCAAAAUGCAGUUAGACAUUCAAUGCAUGUGAAUCCACACAGCCAUUCAAUCCCUGUCAAUCCACAAUACCAUAGACAUUCAAUCCAUGUCAAGCCGAAUCAUCACAGACAUUCACUACAAACAUCAGGAUAUGUUAUGUAUGUUCCCAAUCAUCCGGGAUCUUCGUACCAAAUAACAAAUAAAGGAACAGUGUAUUUCAGAAUUAUAUGAACUUACUUUUUGAAUUUUUACACCAUGUAAAUAAGUCUGCAGCAAAGUGCAAUAACACGCAAAUGUGUCAGAAAUUAUCAAUUAUUGUUGAGUUAAUAAAAACAUUUUAUUAAA
Molecule: messenger RNA, 845 nt
Organism: Mytilus trossulus (common blue mussel)
Lineage: Eukaryota; Metazoa; Mollusca; Bivalvia; Mytilida; Mytilidae
Exons: 2
Coding region: 174-731 (185 amino acids)
Source: RefSeq, a predicted model, not a curated record